Molecule: messenger RNA, 468 nt
Organism: Dibothriocephalus latus
Lineage: Eukaryota; Metazoa; Platyhelminthes; Cestoda; Diphyllobothriidea; Diphyllobothriidae
Source: the annotation of a GenBank genome assembly
AUGACACCACUGACCCUAUUUAUCUACGGCCGUUUCUUCCUUGACGUGCAGCAAAUACGGAUCCCCUACCUGCAGAUUGCUGGCCAGCUGCUCUACGUUGUCAUACCAGUCAUCGCAGCUGCCCUCCCCUGGAUUGGCUUCCUGCUCGCCGGUCUGAUCACCUUUCUGCUUCGAAGGUCGCGGGCUGAAGUCCUCACAAUCGCCAUAGAGACGGGUAUCCAAAACAUCGGCAUUGCCAUCCUCGUGCUGAUCUACUCAAUGCCCCAACCAGAGGGUGACAUCGGUGCUGUGAUGGCCCUGAUUGUGGCCCUCCUCACCCCGUCGCCUCUGAUGAUCGCGGCUAUUUUUGUCUGCGUUCAAGCUGGAGAGUGCUGCGCUUGCUGCUACUGCCGAAAAGAACACCAAGACACACCGCCGGCAGAUAAGAUGGAUCAGGUUGUUGGGCAGAUUGGCGUGAAUGAGGAUCAC